AUGGGACUACUCAUUAUAUGCUCUUUCACCGUAGAGGAUUUACAGAAUUAGAGUUUCCAUUUUAAGUUUACAAUUCCAUUUGCAAUGUUGAUGUUGGAGCUAUUUUACUCACAGAAAAAAAUAUAGUCAAAGACCCUAAUGUCUACUCUUUCUCUGAACCUGUAUAUUGAUUGGAAAGUGCAACUCAUCAAUUAAUCUUUCUUCUGGUUUUAUUAUUUGGCUAGAUCUUAUUGGCUAUUGGUCAAGCGAUUUUGCUUUUGGCAUCCUAAUAUCUUUUGCAUUCAAUUUUUUAAGUUCGAAAACUUAGGAAAAGCAGUAGUUUCAAGUAAUAAGCUUGUUUAAGAAAAAUGGGAAAAGACAUUAUAGGUUAUACCUGAAGGGGUAUUAAUAAUGGACAAGCCUACAAAUAAAAUUAAUUAUUACAAUUCGGAGCUAAAAGCAAUAAUAGGAUCUGAUUAUUUGGAACAGUCAGAAGAUUAAGAAUAGUUAAUAUCGAGUCUGUUGAAGCAAUAUAAGAUUUAGGAUACUUCAGAAUCACUAUAUGAGGGCUAAACAAUAGACGGUCUUAAUGAUGAUGGCUAGGUUUUGAGAUAGGGAAAAAAUCUAACUUUUUUUAAUCAACAAAAGAUGUCUCUAUGGGAUUAUCUAACUUAAUUUAUUGUAAGUACAGCUCAUGAACUUAGAACACCCCUAAAUUCAAUCAUACCGAUGAGUGAAAAUUUAAGGCCUUAUAUUUAGGGGGAGGCCGGAUAGAACAUUCUAAAAGUAAUCAUUAACUCGACUAUUCACCUCUCACUAAUAAUUGAAGAUGCACUUGAUAUGAGUAGGAUUGAAAAUAACAAAUUUGAGAUCAAUUAUUCACUUUUCAAUUUGAAGAACACUAUAGAUGAAGUAAUUGACAUCAUGAAAUUUCAGGCAGAUUUAAAGGGAUUGAAAAUAAUAAGUAAUAUUGAUGCCUCUUUACCUUAGACUGUAUAUACUGAUGAAAAAAGAUAUAAGUAGGUACUCUUUAAUCUGAUUGGUAACGCUAUGAAAUUUACACUAAAAGGCUCAAUUACAGUGAAAGUUACUUUAAUUUAAGCUGAUUUUAUCUAAACUAAAGUCAUAGAUACCGGAAUUGGUAUAUCAACCCCUGAUUUAAAAAAACUCUUUUGCUAAUUCGGAAAAUUAACUUCGCCUAAUAAGCUAAAUCAAUGUGGUAUGGGACUAGGAUUAUCUAUUUCAAAGUAGAUAAUUGAGCAAUUAGGAGGAUAAAUUUCUGUAAAGUCUUAAGUUUGCAAGGGCUCAUCCUUUAAGUUCACAAUAAAAUUAGAGUCUUAAUAAAGUGAACUCACUAGAAUGAAUGCAGAAAGAUAUGAGCUAAAUGACUCAAAUGGAGGAGUACAAUUCCAUUUAAGCAACAGAUCAAGUUAAAUAUGCCAACUAGAGUAGGAAGUUUAAGAUGAGAUAGAAUUAUGGGAUAUACCAGAGACUAUUGAUGAUGAUGAUAACAAAACUUAAAAUUUACUCUAAGCUGAACCAGCUGAGAAUCGACCUAAUAAGGAGAACCGAAUCAUCAAAAUAAUUUACCAGCAUUAUAAUCAAACUUUAGCUUAAUUCAAUAUGAACAACUACAAUUCCAGUCAAGGAAAAUUGCUUAUUAGUGUAAACGAUAAAUACUAAUCUCCCUUAUUGCUACCUAUUUAAGUGAAUAGAUUUCAAAGAGCAGUCCCAAGCCCCUAAUUUAUUCAGAGGAAAAAUUUAUUAAGAUUUGAAAAGAUAGAUCGAAGGCCAUCAGCUGGAAAGAAUAUGAAAAAUGGAAAUAGCCUGAACUAGAAGAUGAGAAUUCUGAUAGUUGAUGAUUAGGUAUACAAUAUUUUAGUGUUGGAAUUGCUUUUGAAAAACUUAUUAUCAGAUUAAGCAUUUGAGAUUGAUAAAGUUCUAAACGGGCAAGAGGCUAUAGAAAAGAUUUUAGAAAAAAAUAAUAGCAAUAAUAAAUCUAAAGCUAAUCAUUAUAAUGCCAUCUUUCUUGAUAUCUAGAUGCCGAUCAUGGAUGGAAUUUCUACGAUUAAAGAGAUUAGAAAACUAUAGGUCUUAGGAAAUAUUAGCAUGGACAAUACUCUAGUCUAUGCUUUGACGGCCUCUACUAAGCAAGAAUUUACCAUGAUGUAUGGUGAGUAGUAAUUUGAUGGUUAUGUGGAAAAGCCAAUUAAGUUGGAAUAUCUUAAGAAAAUAUUAAAAAAAUGA
Molecule: messenger RNA, 2226 nt
Organism: Stylonychia lemnae
Lineage: Eukaryota; Ciliophora; Spirotrichea; Sporadotrichida; Oxytrichidae
Source: the annotation of a GenBank genome assembly